This is a messenger RNA of Glycine soja, 1520 nucleotides long. RefSeq names its product ribosome production factor 1-like. Bases 115 to 1206 code for a protein of 363 amino acids. The record is from RefSeq and is a predicted model, not a curated record. Gene Ontology annotation, molecular function: rRNA primary transcript binding. Gene Ontology annotation, biological process: maturation of 5.8S rRNA; maturation of LSU-rRNA. The transcript is spliced from 11 exons. NCBI's taxonomy places the organism in Eukaryota, Viridiplantae, Streptophyta, Magnoliopsida, Fabales, Fabaceae. Gene Ontology annotation, cellular component: preribosome, large subunit precursor; nucleolus.
AGAAGCAAUAACCAAUUACCCCCUUUUCAUAAACCCUAGCAAGUAAAAACCGUUCCUUUUCGUUUCUAUUCUCUGUGCUUCCAAAACCCUAACUAAACUCGCGUGGUAGCUCCAAUGGGGGGAAAGAGGAGGAAGAGCGAUGAUGAUGAUGACGUGGAAGCUGAGGCUUCAGCUUCAGGUUGGAAGAAGAAAACGAGAACGACGGAGAAGGAGGAGAAGGAGAAGAAGGAGCCAUUGCGUCCUUCGAUGAUAAAGAACAAGGAGAAGCGAUCGGAGCUGCACGCCAAGCUGAAGCAGCAGAAGAAGCUCGACAAGCGCGCCAAGGCCAAGGCUCGAGACGCUGCUCUCAAGAGAGCUCUCGACCUCGGCGAGGAGCCUCCGGAGAAGAAGGUUCCUCGCACCAUCGAGAACACGAGGGAACUCGACGAGACCGUUUGCAAGCCCGACGAUGAUGAGUUAUUUGCUGGAAAUGAUGCUGAUGAAUUCGGUUCAAUUUUGAAUCAACAACAAACUCCCAAGAUAUUAAUCACCACUUGCCGCUUCCAUUCUACUAGGGGACCUGCCUUUAUAUCGGAGUUGCUUUCAGUUAUACCAAAUGCACAUUACUUCAAGAGAGGAACAUAUGAUCUGAAAAAGAUUGUAGAAUAUGCAAAGAAGAAGGACUUCACCUCUGUUAUAGUUGUUCACACCAAUCGUAGGGAACCAGAUGCUCUUUUAAUUAUUGGUGUACCCGAUGGGCCGACUGCUCAUUUCAAGCUCUCAAAGCUUGUUUUGCGCAAGGAUAUCAAGAAUCAUGGAAAUCCAACCGGUCACAAGCCUGAGCUUGUAUUGAAUAACUUCACAACACGUCUAGGGCAUCGAGUUGGAAGGUUGAUACAGUCACUUUUUCCACAAGAUCCAGAAUUUAAAGGCCGGCGAGUAGUCACUUUCCACAACCAGAGAGACUUCAUAUUCUUCCGGCAUCAUCGGUACAUUUUUGAAACCAAAGAAGUUAAAAAAACAGAGUCUAAAGGUAAAAAGGACAAAGAAGGCAAGAGUGAGAAUGUUCCCGAACAGAAAACAAUUGCCCGACUUCAGGAAUGUGGCCCUCGUUUCACAUUAAAGUUGAUUAGCCUGCAGCAUGGAACAUUUGACACUAAGGGUGGGGAAUAUGAGUGGGUUCACAAGCCGGAAAUGGACACAAGCCGAAGGAGGUUCUUCCUAUGACUUGUUUGGGAAGGUUGCAUUUUAGACAUCAUUAUUAUCCGGCGAAGAGGGUUAAUUAAUCAUCUUGAGGUUGUUAAGAUCCUUCAACUUAAUUCUGGUGUAUCAUUUUUUUCUUUUCCUUUUUUUUUUCAUUGGGUGCUAAAGUCCUAUCAUUGGGGCUAAAGUCCCAUCAUCUCUGUAAGCCAGUGAGCAAUUUUGACCUUACAUCUAUUGGUGGUUGGGAAAGAGAUAACAAAUUUGCAAGGUUUCAUAUAAGCAAUUAUAUAAUUUGUUGACUUGAGAUGGAAUGCUUCUAUAGCUGUCUCUUUCUAUUA